Molecule: messenger RNA, 2056 nt
Organism: Myxocyprinus asiaticus (Chinese sucker)
Lineage: Eukaryota; Metazoa; Chordata; Actinopteri; Cypriniformes; Catostomidae
Product: sterol 26-hydroxylase, mitochondrial-like
Exons: 9
Coding region: 469-2046 (525 amino acids)
Biological process (GO): cellular response to peptide hormone stimulus; glucocorticoid biosynthetic process; cortisol metabolic process
Cellular component (GO): mitochondrial inner membrane
Molecular function (GO): oxidoreductase activity, acting on paired donors, with incorporation or reduction of molecular oxygen; iron ion binding; monooxygenase activity
Source: RefSeq, a predicted model, not a curated record
UAAACAGAAAAUUAUUAGACUUCUGUUUCGUUUACCCUUGCAAAAAUUAUCCGUCCACACCUCUACAAAGAUCCCCCUUUUCUGAACGAGCCUUUUGACGGCGCAAGUGCUUGUCUGCUUGUGUCUUUCAGCAUGCACGUUAAAAUGAGCGGAAGAAGAAAUAGAUCCCAUCAUGCAAAAGUACGUGCUAAUAUAGCCAAAUCAAUUUUAUUUCACUUUGAAGCUUAUGGUUAUUGUUCGUGUUCAUGGUAACCCAAUAAUAAUAUCCGUAGUUAAAAAAAUAAAAAUAAAAAAAUAAAAGAAGAAGAAGUUAGAAUCGAUAUUUUUGUGUGAGGAUCGAUAUUUUUGAUGCAACAUCAGUAUCGGAAGUAUCGAUACUUAAGGAUCGAUCCGCCCAUCACUUAUUACAGGACAGUACUCUGCUGUUGCAGGAUUAGAUAGACUGUGCUGCUUACUACUCGAUUAAAUAUGGUUUCCAAUUCAUUGCUGAGAAGUGGAUUAUUUUUAUGCAAACAAGAAAACAGUGGAAUAAAAUACCUGACAGCGGUAUUCCUCAAAGCUGGCAAUCAGUCACAUAGUACAUUGGUAGGAGGUGAUGAACAGAAAACGAUGGACGACUUGGAUGGCCCUCACCUUCUAACGUCAUUAUACUGGCUUUUUGGAAAAGGUUAUUUUAAAAGAACACAUCAAAUGCAGAUUGAGCACAGCAAAAUGUAUGGCCCAAUUUGGAAGUCGAAAUAUGGACCACUGGUUGUUAUCAAUGUGGCCAAUGCAGAUCUUAUAGAACAGGUUCUUCGGCAAGAGGGUCGCCACCCGAUCCGCACUGACAUGCCACACUGGAGAAGCUACCGGGAGCUCCGGAAUCAAGCCUAUGGACCCCUCACAGAAAUGGGAGUAGAGUGGCAACACAUCAGAAGUGUACUGAACCCUCGAAUGCUGAAGCCCAAACAUGUGUCCUCUUACACCUGUGCCAUUAAUGAUGUAGUGAGUGACUUUAUUGAGAAGGUGGCUUGGCUUAGGACAACAAAAGGCAGUGGCGUUAUGGUGUACGACCUGGCAGGAGAAUUGUACAAGUUCGCCUUUGAGGGAAUUUGCUCAGUGUUGUUUGAGACUCGGUUGGGCUGUCUGAAUGAAGUUCUUCCUGAAGAAACUCAGAAGUUUAUCUUUUCAGUUGGAGAAAUGUUCCGUCUUUCCCCCAUUAUAGUCCUGUUCCCCAAAUCUGUCUGGCCAUACAUGCCUUUUUGGAAGCAUUUUGUGGCUGUAUGGGACCAUUUGUUCGAAAUUGCGGAUAAACUAGUGUGCAAGAAGAUGUCAGAAAUUGAGGAAAUGGUGAAAAAAGGGCACCCAGUGGAGGGAGAGUAUCUCACACACCUCCUGGUCAGUGAACAGAUGUCUGUCACUGAGGUUUUGGGAAGCGUUACAGAGCUACUACUGGCUGGAGUCGACACAACAUCAAACACUAUUUCCUGGGUGCUGUAUCACUUGGCACGGGAGCCAGAGAUCCAACAGAAGCUGCAAGAGGAGGUGGUCAGUGUCUGCCCUGGUGACAAAGUGCCCUGCAGUGAUGACAUCACAAGGAUGCCAUUGCUGAAGGCCAUUGUUAGAGAGACUCUCCGUUUAUACCCAGUGGUUCCAGGGAAUGCUUGUAUUGUUGCUGAAAAUGAAAUAGUGGUUGGUGGCCAUCUCUUCCCUAAAAACACUCUGUUCCAUCUCUGCCACUUUGCGGUGUCCUAUGAUGAGAAGGUGUUCCCCAAUCCUUACGCCUUUCUCCCACAGCGAUGGAUUCGUGGGCAGAAGCAAUUAAACCAACACCCCUUUGGUUCUGUACCAUUUGGCUUUGGCAUUCGUGCUUGCCUGGGUCGCAGAGUGGCUGAACUGGAGAUGUAUCUCCUUUUGUCUCGAUUAAUUAAACACUAUGAAGUGCACCCAGACCCUUCAGGAAGGACUGUGAAACCAAUCACACGAACUCUGCUGGUCCCAGCCACAUCCAUUGACCUUCAAUUUAUCGACAGGCAAAAACAGCAAGAGGAGCCAUUCAAAGCAUAGGCUUCUGUAU